AGCUGCUGGAAGCCAGUUUAGGCUACCCUCAGACUCAGGGUGAUCUUCCUGCCUCAGCUCCCCAGCUGGGACUGCAGGUGUACACCACCACAUCCAGCAUGUUGUUGGCCCCGGGAAGAUUCUGCUCCCUUGCUAAUGGAGCAAAAUUUCUAAAGACAAUUCAUUCUUCAAAGCUUCUGGGAUUCUCUACUUAUGGUAAAAUGUCUUCAAAAUUUAAAAAUACGAAACGCAUCGAGGGACUUGAUAGCAAUGUAUGGACUGAAUUUACCAAGUUGGCUGCAGAUCCCUCUGUGGUAAAUCUUGGCCAGGGCCUUCCAGAUAUCUCUCCUCCAACAUACGUAAAAGAAGCGUUAUCAAAGAUUGCAUUUGUUGAUAACCUGAAUCAGUACACGCGGGGCUUUGGACAUCCGUCACUUGUGAAAGCCCUGUCCUGCCUUUAUGAAAAAUUUUUUCCCAAUCAAAUCGACCCAAAUAAAGAAAUCCUUGUGACAGUAGGAGCAUAUGGAUCUCUCUUUAAUGCCAUUCAAGGGCUAGUUGAUGAAGGAGAUGAGGUCAUUAUAAUAGUGCCUUUCUAUGACUGCUACGAGCCCAUGGUGAGGAUGGCUGGAGCAACACCUGUUUUUAUUCCCCUAAGAUCGAAAGCUGUUGGUGGAAAAAAAUGGUCUAGUUCUGACUGGACAUUAGAUCCACAAGAACUUGAAAGCAAAUUUAAUUCUAAAACCAAAGCCAUCAUAGUAAAUACUCCAAACAACCCCCUUGGCAAGGUGUAUACGAAAGAAGAGCUCCAACUCAUUGCUCAGCUUUGCAUCAAAUACGACACACUCUGUAUCAGCGACGAGGUUUAUGAGUGGCUUGUAUACACCGGAAAUAAGCACUUAAAAAUAGCAACUUUCCCAGGUAUGUGGGAGCGAACAAUAACGAUAGGAAGUGCUGGGAAGACGUUCAGUGUGACUGGCUGGAAGCUUGGCUGGACCAUUGGUCCUAAUCAUUUGAUAAAACAUUUACAGACCGUUCAACAAAACACUGUUUAUACUUGUGCAACUCCUUUACAGGAAGCCGUGGCUCAGGCUCUUUGGGUUGACAUCAGGCGCAUGGAUGACCCCUGCUACUUUUAUUAUUUGCCUAAAGAACUGGAAGUAAAAAUACCGAUGGCAUAUUUACUUGAAAGUGCUGGCCUCAGACCCAUCGUUCCUGAUGGAGGAUACUUCAUCAUUGCUGAUGUCUCCCCACUGGAUGCUGACCUCUCUGACAUGAAGACCAAUGAGCCUUAUGACUAUAAAUUUGUGAAAUGGAUGACCAAAAAUAAGAAACUAUCAGCCAUCCCAGUGUCAGCUUUCUGUAACUCGGAGACUAAGUCACAGUUUGAGAAGUUCGUGCGCUUUUGCUUCAUUAAAAAAGACAGUACACUGGAUGCUGCUGAAGAAAUCAUCAAGGCCUGGAGCAGAUAGUCUCGGGGCAUGCGGAGUACGGGACUGGCCACUAAAAGGCCUCAUACAGACCUGUAACUCAGUGCUACCACCUGCUGGAGUUGAACAACAAAUAAUUCGAUACAAAUUUAAGUAACUAUCUACAUUGUAUUUCCGGUUAGCCUCACUGCCCACACUCUUCAGGGAACUUUUUUUUUUUUUUUUUAGUUGAACUGUAUUAAAACACCUCCUAAGACACUAAUGCAGCUCAUCGGUGCAGAUACGUGAGAACAUGGGUUCCAUGCCCUGCACUAUGGUGAAAAAAUAAAACAUUUCUAUCAUUUUAUGAAAAUCAACCUAGCAUAAUGAAUAAGAGCUGUGAGAAGCUUCACCUCUCCAUGGUUCAGUUUCCCAGUUGUGAAUGGGGAAUGCAAACAGCACUUCUUCAUAUGAAGGUGGUCUGGGAAGAUCAAUGGCCUAAUCUUUAUAAAGCCUAAUAAACAAUAAACACUCAUGUGAGGGUAA
Octodon degus (degu) is the source of this 1931-nucleotide messenger RNA. RefSeq names its product kynurenine aminotransferase 3 (gene Kyat3). Gene Ontology annotation, biological process: biosynthetic process. Gene Ontology annotation, cellular component: mitochondrion; cytoplasm. The record is from RefSeq and is a predicted model, not a curated record. Gene Ontology annotation, molecular function: L-kynurenine:2-oxoglutarate transaminase activity; pyridoxal phosphate binding. NCBI's taxonomy places the organism in Eukaryota, Metazoa, Chordata, Mammalia, Rodentia, Octodontidae.